Molecule: messenger RNA, 1253 nt
Organism: Xenia sp. Carnegie-2017
Lineage: Eukaryota; Metazoa; Cnidaria; Anthozoa; Malacalcyonacea; Xeniidae
Exons: 7
Source: RefSeq, a predicted model, not a curated record
ACGUCGCUUAACAGAAAUGGAAAAUGGAGCGAGUGUCCUCGUGGGCACUUUUUAAGUGGAUUGUAUCGCAGCAAUAGAUCAACGUUGAGUUCGAUUGAUCGCGGUCGUUGCUGUAGGCCAGAAUCUCACCCUCUUCGCUAUGGGUUGUGCUAUGAUGAAAAUAUAGCAAAAGAUUUUAAUAGAAAAGGCUGGUCCAUUUGUAAGAGAGUGGGUUAUUACAUAACAGGUCUCUAUCGUGGAAAUGGUAAAAAUGAGUUGAACAAUAUCGAUAAAUUUCGCUGCUGUCAAAUGGCAUCAGGUAUGUCAGAGAAAACGUCGAAUUCCGUGAUUUCCAAAACACCUUUCACAUAUCGAGCGUCAAGAAAUAUAUCAACAACUACUAAUGUGAAAGCAAUGCAAAGAAAAACUACAAUGAAAAGUACAGGAAAAGCAAAAUCAUUUAUAAACGACAAAUCUUUCGUAGCCCUCGUCGUUACGUUGGCGUUUGCUGUAAUGGUUAUCGUGGCUUUGAUAACUGUUAUUUUGUUUUUGAGGAAAAAGAUAGGAAAUGUUCUCGUGACAAACUCUGAGAAGCCAAAAGAUUACAUCGUAGAAGAUGACUAUUCACCAUAUGUGAUAAUGACCACAGAUUCGGGGCAACAAAGCAUCCAGGGCGACAAAGAAAGUUCAUCAGAUAACUAUGAAGACCCAGAAAAUUACCAGAGUUUAAAAAGAAACCCGUUAAAAGAACAACAAUACGAGUUGAACUACUAUCAAAGUCUUACCAAAACAAAAGCAAAAACUGAAGAAUCAAAGAAUUAGACAACAUUGUACAUUAUUCUAUUGUAAUAUACACAUAUGUAACAUAAUGUAGUUUUUUCAAACUCACACAUGUGAACACCCUAAUUAGAGGAGAGCUUAUAUUGUUUGACCAUAACAUUGCGACGUAGAUGAAUAACACCGCAGGCAUGCCUAUUUUAGUACAUGUCUGAAACAUAGUAUUAGUUUAUAAUAUUGAAGCAAUUCUUUGAUUCCAAUACUUGCACUGAUGGAUAUUGGUUUGAAGUUUUUCAGUGCUAUAGUUUUCCAUCUUGAAAAUUUCGUUCUUUGCAUUUGCUUUCAUUCAAUUGAAACGUACAAGUGAAAAUGCUGCUAGCUGAAUUGUUCACUUGAUUUUGUAAAGUACUGAUUUAAUUUUGACAGUUAUUUUAGAGUGUGUACAUAUUUAGCAACUUGGUAACCACAGACAAUAAGAAAUAGCGACGACCCUAUAA